Molecule: messenger RNA, 5912 nt
Organism: Ornithodoros turicata
Lineage: Eukaryota; Metazoa; Arthropoda; Arachnida; Ixodida; Argasidae
Product: zinc finger protein 91-like
Exons: 12
Coding region: 271-5370 (1699 amino acids)
Biological process (GO): regulation of DNA-templated transcription
Molecular function (GO): RNA polymerase II cis-regulatory region sequence-specific DNA binding; DNA-binding transcription factor activity, RNA polymerase II-specific
Source: RefSeq, a predicted model, not a curated record
CCAUGGCGGUACGUAAACAAAGUUUUAGGCAGAAACUUUCAAGCUUAGUAAUGGCAAAGUAGCUUCAGGUUCGGUGGAGACUAUUUGGGAUGCUUGCUAUGCUGAAGAAACCAUGACUGUGAGCGGCCACAUCAAGAGCUGUCGCCUUUUCAGUCUGGCUGGGAACCAACACAGAAACUAAACAUGGAUGAACAGCUCAACGAGAACCAAGAGAUACCCGUGCAUAUGAGCCACUGAGUACCCAGCAGCUCGAAUUGGCAACUCCAAGAAAUGCAGCUCUGCCCAGAGUUGAGCUGUCAGCUCUCGAGAAUCAAAUCGGAACCUUCCGACGCUGCAUGCCUAAUAGAAGAGGGACAAGGUCGAGCAACAGCACCACAGGAAGUCUGCAUCAGGAGUGAUAGUGGUGGAGCAAAAGGAAGCACACCUGUUCUUCAUAUUGAGGACCAGCCCAGGAGCACUUGCAGUCGAGCACCCUCAGGUUGCAGUUCCCCAAAUGCACAGUUCAAGAUCAGCGCAACAACGGUUGAGCCACAAUUCGACGACACUGCCCUUGUCACUACGCAUUGUCGACCCACAGAGCAACAUCCAGGCCAGAGGAAGCCACGUGCACUUGCAUGCGCAUCGAAAGUCAUGAAAUGCCACAUGCUCGUACACGGUCACAACGAGUCGGAAGAGUGUCCCACCGUAAAAGACAUCCAGAUGGGAGAGGAGGACGUCGACCUCUCUCCUGCUACCUUCUCCCAGUCCGAGGGUACCAACAAAUUUUUGCUGAACCAAAGUGGCGAGAAGCCAUACAAGUGCAAUAUCUGCCCCGCAGACUUCAGACACAGCACGAGCCUUUGGCGUCACAAGCUGACACACACGGGCCUGAAACAAUACAAGUGCGACCUCUGCCCCGCAGUGUUCGGCCGGAGCUCCAAUCUCCGGCGUCACCAGCAGAAGCACACGGGAGAGAAGCCGCACAAGUGCAACCUUUGCCCCGCGGAGUUUAGGCAUCAGCACCACCUGAAGAAUCACGUACGGGUCCACAGCGGCGAGAAGCCGUACAAGUGCGACCUCUGUCCCGCAGAGUUCAGUCAGAGCACGAACCUGCGGUGUCACGAACGGACGCACACGAACGAGCAUCCCUACAAGUGCGACCUCUGUCCCGCGGAGUUCAGCCACAGCACGAGCCUGCGCAUUCACCGAAGGGCACACACGGGUGAGAAACCGUACAAGUGCGACCUGUGUCCUGCGGAGUUCAGCCAGAACGCCACCCUGCAGAAUCACAGGCGAACGCAUACGGGCGAGAAGCCGCACAAGUGCGAUCUCUGUCCUGCGGAGUUCAGCCAGAGCACGAGCCUGUUGCAUCACAAGCUGACACACACGGGCGAGAGGCCACACAAGUGCGAUGUCUGCCCCGCGGAGUUCAGCCGCAGCACCCACCUGCAGCGGCACAAGUUGACACAUACUGGCGAGAGGCCGUACAAGUGCGAUCUGUGCCCUGCAGAGUUCAGCCGGAGCGCGUAUCUGCGGAAUCACGAGCGGACACACAUGGGCGACUUCGCUAGCAAGGCAGUGAUAUGCAAGAGGAACAAGGACAACCCCCACCUGAAGUUGCCGGACAUUCAACAGUGGGCAAAGUCUGAACUUGGUCUCGACAUUCCGAAGUCUACGAUGGCGGAUAUACUCAGCCGUUCGGACAAAUGGCUUAGGGCAGACAAAGAAAACGAUGAUGACACGACGACUGAUGACGGUGUGAUUGCUGCUGUGGCCUCCGAUGAUGUGGAGCAAGACGGUGCCAAUGACGCCAGUGAGAAAGAAGGCCCCGUUGAGGAAGAAGCCCCCGUUGUGACCGUUGAACAUACGAGAUCGGCAUUAAGGACUGCACUGACAUUCUUCGAGCAGCGCAACAACGUGGCUCUAAUCUAUGCAAUUAGCAAAACUUCUCUCUGGCAUCAGUUGAGAAACAUAGGAAGCGAACACGGGUCACUCUUCCAGGAACUGCGACUCGGCGUUUUAAUCGACGCACUGUUCAGCCUCUCAACGUCCUGCGAGGACGCGACAACCGUCUCGGGACAAAACUUCUCGUUAAACGAGAGCCAAAAGAUACCCGUGUGCUCAUGUGAUCAAGUACAAGCCCUCUCCUUACAACCGACAUACAUGGAACUGUCCCCAGACUUCAGCGAUCAGCUCACGAGGGUCAAAUCGGAACCUCACGAUGCCGCGUGCCUGCCGGAACAGGUCCAGGUCUGGCAGGAUAAUUGCAGCGAGUCUGCGUUAGGAGAUUAUUGCCAUGAGAUGACAGCAGGGGUGUGCCACAUCAACGAAAUACUCCCGGAUGACUCCUCAAGUGAGCGUCCAAUCAUAGAAGUGAAGACGGAGCCUUACAACACUCCCAUUUUGACGGGACGGGACCAGACGGGUCACGAUGCAACGUCAGAAGACACAACAGCAAGCACUGGUAUGCCUCAUAUUGAGGAUGAGUCCAAAGACAUUUGCCAUCCAGUGUCUUCUGGUUGCAACUCUUCCAAUACACAGUUAAACAUCAACGCAGCAACUGUUCAACCUCUGUUCGACAACACUGUCCCAGACUCCACGAACGGUCAGCACCCAGAUUCCAAGCCCAGAGACGAUCCACCACCUAAGAGAAAGGCGUCAUCUCAUAUCUCUGACCACAAGGAAGAUGGGAUGCAGAAGUGCAAUGUCUGUUUCACUAAAUGCGUUGAGGUUGACCUCAAAACUCAGGAUACGAAGACAUUUGCCUGCGACGCUUGUUCUGCACCAAUCCAUCAUGUGUCAGCCCAGCGAGUGUACGCGAAGCGUCGCAUGGUUGAAUCGUCAUUCAAGUGUGCGGUAUGCCCACUUGAAUGUGUGUCGCAGGGCAGCCUGAAUUGCUGCACGCUCGUACAUGAUUCCAACGAAUCGGAACAGCCCAUUCCAUCAAAGGACAACAAUGGAGACAUGAGCCGUGUGUGCGACCUCAGUUCAGCCAAAUUCUUCCAGUCAGAGAGUGGCAAAAGCCAAAGGCAGGAGCACACUGACGAGAUGCUGUACAAGUGCCAUCUAUGUCCUGCAGAGUUCAGCCAGAACGCAAAACUACGGCUUCACAAAAAGACACACAGAGGUAAGAAGCCGCACAAGUGCAUUAUCUGCCCCGCUGAGUUCGCUCACCUGUACCUGCUGAAGGAUCAUGUACGGACUCAUACCAGCGAGAAGCCAUACAAGUGCGUCCUCUGCCCCGCAGCGUUCAGCAGCAAAACACACCUGUGGCGUCACAAAUGGACGCACACGGGAGAGAAGCCACACAAGUGCAACCUCUGUCCUGCAGAGUUCAGCCACCCGUAUCUCCUGAGGGACCACAUACGAACUCAUACGGGUGAGAAGCCGUACGAGUGCAUUCUCUGCCAUGCGGCGUUCAGCUGCAGGACACACCUACGGUACCACAAACGAACACACUUGGGAGAGAAGCCACACAAGUGUGAUGUGUGUCCUGCAGAGUUCAUUCGCAGGACAGACCUACGGCGUCACGAGCGAAUACACACGGGCGAGAAGCCGUACAAGUGCGGCGUCUGUCCUGCGGAGUUCAGCCAGAGCGUAGACCUGCUGUAUCACCAGCGAAUGCACACAGGCGAGAAGCCGUACAAGUGUCACCUCUGUCCUGCAGAGUUCAGCCGGAGGAGAGACCUACUGUGUCACGUGCAGACACAUACGGGUGAGAACCCGUACAGGUGUGACCUCUGUCCUGCGCAGUACAGAGACAAUGCAAGCCUGUGGCGUCACAAACACACACACGCGGACGACAAGCCGCAAAAGUGCAAUAUCUGUUCCGCAGAAUUUCCGAGCAAUCUGGAACUGCGAAACCACAAGCAGACGCACACGGGAGAGAAGCCACAUAAAUGUGAUCUCUGUCCUGCAGAGUUCAACCGCGGCACAAACCUGCGACGUCACAAGCGAAUACACACGGGCGAGAAGCCGUACAAGUGUGACCUCUGUCCUGCAGAGUACAAGGACAGCACGAACCUGCGACGUCACAAGCAAAUGCACACGGGCGAGAAGCCGUACAAGUGUGACCUCUGUCCAGCGGAGUACAAGGACAGCACAAACCUGCAGCGUCACAAACGAACGCACAUGGAUGCAAAGCUGUACAAAUGUGGUAUCUGUGCUGCAGAAUAUGCAGACAGCGGGGGCCUACGACAUCACAUGUCGACGCACCUGCAAGAAGACAUAGAAGUGUUGCCUCUGUUGUGUGGGGUGCAGACACAGAACGGAUCUGAGGUGUUGGAAAUCCAAAAUGCAACAGCAAGUACUCAUAUGCUUCAUGUUCAGGACGAGCCCAAGGUUACUUGCGAUCCAGCACCGUCAGGUAGCCCGAAGCAUCCUGUCACGACGAAGGAUAAGAUAGGAGAGAAGAGGCUCAAGUAUGACCUUAAUUCAGCUUCGUCCUCGAGGUCUGAGUGUGCCCAGAACCACAUGCAGGAGCACACCGACAAGAUGCUCGACAACUGCGAUCUCUGUCCUACGGAGUUCAGCCACAGCACACAGCUGUCACGUCACAAAGGGACACACGCAGGAAAGAAACCGCACAAAUGCAAUUUCUGCCCCUCUGAGUUCACCCGGCUCCAGCACCUGAAGGAACACUUACGGAUUCAUACCGGUGAGAAGCCGUACAAGUGCAACCUCUGUCCUGCGGAGUUCAUUCGCAGCACGUACCUACAGAGUCACACGAAGACACACACGGGUGAGAGGCCGUACAAGUGCGAUCGUUGUCCCUCGGAGUUCAUCCGGCUCCACCAUCUGAAGGAACACAUACUGGUUCAUACCGGCGAGAAGCCGUACAAGUGCGAUCUGUGUCCUGCAGAGUUCAUCCGCAGCACGUACCUGCAGGUUCACAAGAAGACGCACACGGGCGAGAACCCAUUCAAGUGCAGUCUCUGUUCCUCCGAGUUCACGCGGCCCCACCACCUGAAGGAACACGCGUUCAUUCAUACUGGUGAGAGGCCAUUCAAGUGCGAUCUCUGUCCUGCAGAGUUCAUUCGCAGCACGAACCUGGAGGUCCACAAGAAGACACACACGGGCGAGAAGCCGUACAAGUGUAGUCUCUGUCCCUCUGAGUUCAUCCGUCUCCACCACCUGAAGGAACACUUACGGAUUCAUACCGAUGAGAAGCCAUACAAGUGCGACCUUUGUCCUGCAGCGUUCAGGCACAACUCGAACCUGCAGCGUCACAAGAUGACACACACCGGUGACAAGCCAUUCAAGUGCGAUAUCUGUCCUGCGGAGUUCACCCGGAGCACGUACCUGAAGCGUCACAAGGAGGCGCACACGGGCGAGAAGCCAUACAAGUGCGAUGCCCAUCUUGCUGUGUCACAAGUAGACACAUGGGUGUAAGGUCGCACAAGUGCGAUCGCUGUCCCUCUGAGUUCACCCAGCUGCACCACCUGAAAGAUCACAUAGGGACACAUAAUGAUGAAAAGGUGUACAAGUGCUAUCUCUGUCCUGCGGAAUAGGAUCUGGAGCACACACCUACAGUGUUUACAAAGAGACACACACGGGCUACAGGCACACAUGCGCCAGAAACUGUAUGUGUGAUAUUUGUCCUGCACACACGUACGGGUGAGAAGGCGUACAAGAAUAACCUAUGCCCUGUGGAGUACACACGUAGAGCAUGGACGAAUGCUGUUGCAAAUGAAAACACAUGAGGGAGUCUCAUACAAGUGUCCACACUGCCCUAUCAUGUGUCCUCAACCCGGAGGUCCCAAGAAGACGAAAGCCUUUUACAGAUGUGAACUGGACACCUUAACAGUGUGAUUUCAUGUUUAAAACUCACCUCACGUGCUUCAAUAGACGGAGGUUCAAAGGAGUCGUAAUCUGGCCGGAUUUGUGACGCGUAUCAGAUUCUGAUAAACCUCCGUGCUGGGAAGAUUAAGAUG